CAGAAGAGGAGGACAUGGCCAGGGGGCAGGAUAAGAUGGGAGCCACAUCUGGCAGCUAUAGGCCCCAAGAAGCCUGUUGGGAUCGGCAGAUGGCCAGUUCUUGCAACAGCAGCUGGGGGGGUCCCUCAGUCCUGAACCCUUAAGGAUUGACUGCAGGUUGGGGCUCGUGUGUGAAACCUGGCCCUAGCCUUAUUCGUGCUUUCUCCCCUUACAGCCAUGGGUGCCUGAAGGUGCUGCAAGUGGCAGAUUAUGGCUACAGCCUUGCAGGUCCUGCCCUGCUUGGCCCGAGCUCCCUUGCGCCGGCAGUUCUGGAGGGCCCCAGCAGUCCGCUUAGCCAGUGGCAUGUCUCUGGCGGAGCAGGCACGACUACUGUUUGCUAGUUCUGUGGGUGCCGUGCUACCAGGUCCCAUGCUGCACCGGGCACUGUCCUUUGAUCCUGCCAGCGGGCAGCUGAAAGUGCGGGAUCGGAGCUUCCAGCUGCGCCAAAACCUCUACCUGGUGGGCUUUGGCAAGGCAGUGCUGGGUAUGGCAGCCGCAGCCGAAGACCUCCUGGGCCAGCAUCUCGUCCAGGGUGUGAUCAGUGUGCCCAGGGGAAUCCGAGCUGCCAUGGAGAGUGCUGGCAAGUGGGACAUGUUGCUGAAGCCAAACAGCCAUAUCCAGGUAUUUGAGGGUGCGGAGGACAACCUGCCUGACCGUGAUGCUCUGCGGGCCGCGCUGGCCAUCCAGCAGCUAGCUGAAGGCCUCACAGCCGAUGACCUGCUGCUCGUGCUCAUCUCAGGCGGAGGCUCAGCCCUGCUGCCCGCACCCAUCCCACCUGUCACCCUGGAGGAGAAGCAGACCCUCACCAAGCUGCUGGCGGCCCGAGGAGCCACCAUCCAGGAAUUGAACACCAUCCGGAAGGCCUUGUCCCAGCUCAAGGGUGGGGGACUGGCACAGGCUGCCUACCCUGCCCAGGUGGUGAGUCUAAUUCUGUCAGAUGUCAUCGGAGACCCUGUGGAGGUGAUCGCCAGCGGUCCCACCGUGGCCAGCGCCCACAGCGUGCAAGAUUGCCUACACAUCCUCAACCGCUAUGGACUGCGUGCUGCCUUGCCACGUUCUGUGAAGACUGUGCUGGCCCGGGCAGACUCCGACCCCCGUGGCCCGCACUCCUGUGGUCACGUCCUCAAUGUGAUCAUCGGUUCCAACUCGCUGGCUCUGGCUGAGACCCAGCGGCAGGCCGAGGCGCUGGGGUACCGGGCUGUGGUGCUGACCACGGCCAUGCAGGGCGACGUGAAGCAGGUAGCCCAGUUCUACAGGCUGCUGGCCCUCGUGGCUGGAGCCCAUCUCUCCGAGCCACCUGAGGCCAGAACUUCUCUGAAGGAGGAAGCAGAGCUCCAUGAGCUGGUGGCUGAGCUUCAGCUGCCAGACCUGCAGCUGAAGGAUGCUCUGGAGACUAUGGCCCAGGCUGAGGGUCCCAUAUGCUUGCUGGCUGGUGGCGAGCCCACUGUCCAGCUGCAGGACUCGGGCAAGGGUGGCCGGAACCAGGAAUUGGCCCUGCGGGUGGGAGCAGAGCUGGCGGGAAAAUCCCUGGGGCCCGUUGAUGUGUUGUUUCUCAGUGGGGGCACUGACGGGCAGGAUGGACCCACAGAGGCUGCUGGUGCGUGGGUCACGCCAGAACUGGCCAGUCAGGCUGCAUCAGAAGGCCUGGACGUGACCGAUUUCUUGGCUCACAAUGACUCUUACACCUUCUUCUGCCGCUUCCGGGGUGGCGCACACCAGCUCUGCACAGGGAUGACUGGCACCAAUGUCAUGGACACCCAUCUGCUGCUCCUCCGGCCAUGUCCAAGCCCUCCGCUGGCCGCCCCCACCGUGCGCCACGGCUCCAAUCCCUAUAUGAUCCUUGCCAGUGGGAGCAUGACCCCAGGGUCAAGUUCCAGGAAAGAGCAGGAUGAGAGGGCUGGAAGCGCCAGGCAUAUCCUGCCUCAAGAGCUGCAGCUGGAGCUGGCGGAGCCUCUUUAG
Molecule: messenger RNA, 1998 nt
Organism: Suncus etruscus (white-toothed pygmy shrew)
Lineage: Eukaryota; Metazoa; Chordata; Mammalia; Eulipotyphla; Soricidae
Gene: GLYCTK
Product: glycerate kinase
Exons: 7
Coding region: 250-1998 (582 amino acids)
Biological process (GO): protein phosphorylation
Cellular component (GO): cytoplasm
Molecular function (GO): glycerate kinase activity
Source: RefSeq, a predicted model, not a curated record